Molecule: messenger RNA, 2833 nt
Organism: Chaetura pelagica (chimney swift)
Lineage: Eukaryota; Metazoa; Chordata; Aves; Apodiformes; Apodidae
Gene: NR3C1
Product: nuclear receptor subfamily 3, group C, member 1 (glucocorticoid receptor)
Exons: 8
Coding region: 6-2327 (773 amino acids)
Biological process (GO): regulation of DNA-templated transcription; nuclear receptor-mediated glucocorticoid signaling pathway
Cellular component (GO): nucleus
Molecular function (GO): zinc ion binding; sequence-specific DNA binding; DNA-binding transcription factor activity
Source: RefSeq, a predicted model, not a curated record
AAGUAAUGGAAUCCAAAGAACUGCUUAACUCGUCAGAUCAACACGAAACAAGGAAAAAUGCGCUCGGCAGUACCAAAGCAGGGAUCCUAAUGGACUUUCACCCACCCUUCAGGGGUGGAGCUUCUGUACAAGCCCCUGUGUCUGCAUCUCCUCUCCCCACGUCUUCUCAGUCAGAUUCCAGCCAGCAACCUGCUUUAGCUGACUUUUCAAAAGGAUUAGUAAACAAUGUGCCUCAGCCAGACCUUUCCAAGGCAGUGUCGCUCUCAAUGGGACUGUACAUGGGGGAGACAGACUCAAAAGUGAUGGGAAACGACCUUGGAUUUUCGCAGCAGGGCCAAAGCGGCAUCUCCUCUGGAGAAACAGACUUCAGGCUCCUGGAAGAGAGUAUUGCCAGCUUGAACAAGUCCUCGAGCCUGGCCGAGGACUUGAAGGGAGCAGGACCUUCUGAGGCACCUCUGGAGCUGGAUUUCCCGGGCAUGGCUGGCCGCAGCGGCCCCUUGGAGUCGGGAGCUGCAGUCCCAAGCCAGGUUGGCUCGAAUGGUGGCAACUUGAAGUUGUUCCCUGAAGACCAAAGCACCCUGGAUAUUCUCCAGGAUUUAGAAUUGCCACCGGUGUCGCCUGGCAAAGAGCCCAACGGGAGCCCCUGGAGGCUCGACCCGUUGCUGGAUGACGGGGGCUUGCUGUCCCCUAUAUCUGCAGAUGAUGUGUUUCUCCUGGAAGGAGGUCUCGGUGAAGACUGCAAGCCUCCUGUUUUGUCUGACACUAAACCUAAAGUUAAUGACUGUGGUGACCUUUUACCCAGUUCCAAAAUGCCAAUGCCUCAAGUGAAAACAGAAAAGGAAGACUUCAUUGAACUCUGUACUCCUGGCAUAAAGCAAGAAAACAUGGGCCCAGUGUAUUGUCAGGCAAAUUUCCCUGGGUCUAAUCUGCUGGGUACUAAAGUCUCUGCCAUAUCUAUCCAUGGUGUCAGUACCUCUGGAGGACAGAUGUAUCACUAUGAUUUAAAUACUGCAUCGCUCUCUCAGCAGCAGGAUCAGAAACCAAUCUUUAGUAUCAUUCCAUCUCUUCCUGCCGGUUCCGAAAAUUGGAAUAGGCGCCAGGGAUCAGGGGAUGAGACGUUAGCUCCUUUGGGAACGCUCAACCUCUCUGGCAGACCUGCUUUCUCCAAUGGCUAUUCAAGCCCUGGAAUGAGAUCAGAUGUAAGCUCUUCUCCCUCCACAACCUCAGCAACUACGGGACCACCUCCCAAGCUUUGCCUGGUUUGCUCUGAUGAGGCCUCUGGGUGCCAUUAUGGAGUUCUCACUUGUGGCAGCUGCAAAGUGUUCUUCAAAAGAGCUGUGGAAGGGCAGCACAACUAUCUGUGUGCUGGGAGAAACGAUUGCAUUAUUGACAAGAUCCGGCGGAAGAACUGCCCCGCGUGCCGCUACCGCAAGUGUCUGCAGGCCGGCAUGAACCUGGAAGCUCGGAAAACAAAGAAGAAGAUAAAAGGAAUGCAGCCGGCGGGCGCAGCGGGAGCGCGGGAUGCGCCGGAGGGGCCCGGGAACAAGAGCAUGGUGCCCGCCUCGCUGCCGCAGCUGACGCCCACGCUGGUCUCCCUGCUGGAGGUGAUCGAGCCCGAGGUGCUGUACUCGGGCUACGACAGCACCCUGCCCGACUCCAGCUGGCGCAUCCUCUCCACCCUCAACAUGCUGGGGGGAAGGCAGGUGGUGGCUGCCGUCAAGUGGGCCAAGGCCAUCCCAGGUUUCCGAAACUUACAUCUGGAUGACCAAAUGACCCUGCUGCAGUACUCAUGGAUGUUCCUGAUGGCUUUUGCUUUAGGAUGGAGAUCAUACAAGCAAUCCAAUGGAAAUCUCCUGUGCUUUGCACCAGAUCUGAUUAUUAAUGAGCAGAGAAUGAAUCUCCCCUGUAUGUAUGAACAAUGCAAACACAUGCUUAUGGUUGCCCGAGAGCUCUCCCGGCUUCAAGUCUCCUAUGAAGAAUAUCUCUGCAUGAAAACAUUGCUUCUCCUCUCCACAAUUCCCAAGGAAGGCCUGAAGAGUCAGUCUUUGUUUGAAGAAAUCCGUAUGACCUACAUUAAAGAGCUGGGAAAGGCCAUAGUGAAGAGAGAAGGGAACUCCAGCCAGAACUGGCAGCGAUUUUAUCAGCUGACUAAACUGUUGGACUCUAUGCAUGAUGUGGUUGAAAAUCUUCUGAGCUUUUGCUUCCAGACAUUUUUGGAUAAAUCCAUGAGUAUUGAGUUCCCAGAAAUGUUGGCAGAAAUCAUCAGCAAUCAGAUACCAAAAUAUUCAAAUGGAAAUAUCAAGAAGCUCUUAUUUCAUCAGAAGUGACUGCCUUAAUACAAAAGGGUUGCCUUAAGAAAACGUCAAGUGAUAGCUUUCUUUUUUUUUUUUUUUGUAAAGGAAAAACCUAACAGACUGGUUCAUUUUGUCCUUGCCCCGGUGUUUCUUUUGUACUUAUGCACUACAUGUGGUUUACAGAGGGCCAAGACUUAGGCUAUAGAAGCAGCGGAUUUCUCACAUUUGGUGAAAAAUGGGGGAGAAAGGAAAAUAGAUCUUACUUCUCAGAAAUUCUGGGUCUCCCCUCGAGCAACAUCCAUGGAUGCAUCAAAACCACCAGUGACAAGAUCUGAGGCUGUGUCUGAACAUUCUGCUGAUCAGUUCCUGCAGUUGGCUGGAGACAAUUUCCUAGGCUUUUUGGUUUCUUUUUUUUUUUUUUUCUUUCUUUUUUUAAGUAAAGUGUUUUGGAUUUAUUUUUUUUUUUAAAGUUAAAGUAGCAUUUUGGUUUAUGCAUGUAACCUGAAGAAAGUUUACAAGUGUAUAUCAGAAAAGGGAAG